Messenger RNA from Emiliania huxleyi CCMP1516, 2250 nucleotides. RefSeq lists its product as hypothetical. NCBI's taxonomy places the organism in Eukaryota, Haptophyta, Isochrysidales, Noelaerhabdaceae. Gene Ontology annotation, biological process: inner dynein arm assembly; outer dynein arm assembly; cilium movement. The record is from RefSeq and is a predicted model, not a curated record. The transcript has 7 exons. Bases 1 to 2250 code for a protein of 749 amino acids. Gene Ontology annotation, molecular function: protein binding.
AUGGUGCUCUCUCCCUCGUACACGUGGUCCGAGACCAAAGGUGGCCUCACUGUGAUUGCACAAUGCACUGGCGCAUCGGUCAGCACGACUGACGUCUUCUCCUCGCCUCACUACGUGUCGCUGAACUCGGCUCCUUACUUUCUCGAGCUCGAUCUGCAUGGAGAGGUUUUACCGGACGAGAGCGUUGCGACCAUUGCGCAUGGCAAGGUGACGCUCCGACUUCAGAAAGCAGGAUCAGGACUCUGGGGAAGGCUUGUCGUAGACAUGCCGAGGACGGAGCGGCUUAAGCGCCGGGCUGCAUCGCGUGCAUCAGCUGAGGAGGCGGCCGCGGCGCAGGCUGAGCGCAAAAAGUCAAAAUCCUGGAACGAGUCCCGGUUCACGCUCGGUCAGCAAAUGGACCAGGCGCGCACACCCCGGAGAGCGCAAUGCUUCGACCGCAUGGCGCGCGUGGAGAUUGAGCGUGCCAAAGCCGCAGAGAAGGAGGCGGAGGCGGCCAAGCUCCGGGAUUGGCAAAACAGUGCCGCCGCCGACCGUGAGCUACCACCGGACCCACUGGCGGCGCCCCAGUUGGCUGGGACUGUGGCACCGGAUGCGGCCGAUAUCUCGCAGCGCGACCCCGCAUGGCUCAAGGCGCGAGGGGAUCGCCACUACACCCUGCGGGAUUGGGCAUCCGCGGAGUCGGCCUACUCCCACGUGCUGAGCCAGUUUGGCAAGUCCAUUAUGGGACAGGCCAUUGAUUGCGUCGUUGCUUGCUACUCCAACCGCUCAGUCUGCCGCAUACGCCGCGGCGAGAUGCUCGCCGCAGCCGCCGACGCGUCGGAGGCGCUCAACAUCGUGUGCAAGGCACGGUGCGUAACAGAGUUUCCAAAGCCCGAGGAGGCUCUCCAACGCGCGAGAAUGCGCCUAUACGCGAGACGCGCAACGGCCUAUGCCGCGGCGGGGGUCCUGCAUCGUGCCACGGCCGACCUACACAGCGCGCUCGCUCUCGUGGGAGCAACGGAGGGCAUGACGGCAGACCCAGGUGCAGUCUCGGACCGCUCGGUACUGACCAUGGACUUGCACGCGGCGCAGGAGCGGGAGGAAGCGGCUGCAAAGCUCCGUCAGGAGGCGGCUGCGCUCGUUGCACAUUGCGCGAACUCGGGCGAAGAGAGGACCGCUGAGGGGCAACUGGAGCUGACACGAGCGCGAGAGCUGCUGAACGAAUGCCUUGGGCUGCAGCCUCUCGAUGCAGCGACGCUUGCUCAGCGCGCGACGUGUCUAGUCUUGCUUUACGAACCCUCGGCAGCGGCCGCGGAUGCAACUGCCGGCCUGGCAGAGCUCGAUGCGGAGGCGGCAAGGGAUGGCGUGGAGCGGUCCAUGAUGUCGGGGCUCUUCCCGCCCUCUCCGCUUCCCGACGAGGUCCGUGCUGCGCUGGUCUGCCGGUCAGACCAGGCUGAACGGGUGCGUUUUGCGUUGCUCGAGAGCCGUGGGGCCGCACGAGCUGCUCUUUCGCAGCUCCAGGAGGCUGCGAGCGACCUCCGGGCUGCGCUCAAGCUCCGUCCCGCGCACCCUUCUGUGCUAGCUUCCCUGGAUGAAAUUGCCCGCCGCGCCGUUGCCGAGGGCGUCGAUCUGCAGCCCUUGCCGCUUGCACCGCCUGCAUCGCCAGAGCCGGCCAUCGCGCCAGCAGCGCAACCACAGGGCAAGGAGGCGGCAGUGGUUGAGGCUAGAGCAGAGGCCACCGAGUCAGGAUCGACAGGAGAGCCCGCUGCAAGCAGUAGCGCAAAGGAGCCGAAGGUCGUCAGUGCGGGUGUGCCUCCGCCGGUUGGGACGAGGAGCGCUGCCCUUCUCAAGGGCGACGCCGAUGGAGCAGUGCGCAACGGAAAGCUCGAGCAGGCACUGCAGCUGUACGGAGCUGCGCUACAGGCGGAUGCUGCAGCAGAGUGGCUGCAGGGCACUGCGACGGGUGGGCUCCUGUUCCGCUGCCAAUGCCUCGCCAACCGCGCUGCUUGUCACCUGCGACUGAGCGAUUACAACGCGUGCGUCGACGAUGCCACCGCGGCCCUUACAGCUUUGGACGCCAUUGCGGAUUCGAUGGCCGCUGCGGCUCCGCUGCGCCUCAAGCUCCUGGCACGCCGAGGAAUGGCGCUGAGUCGGCUAACUCGGCACAUGGAGGCGCGGGACGACUACCGUCGUGCCGUGGCGCUUGCGCCCGACGAUGCUCAGCUUCGGCACGACCUAAGUGCCAUUGAGAAGGCAUGCGAAACCGCUUGA